CUUAUCUGAAAUCAGGCAGGUUUAAGCAGCCUAACAGAACGGCCAGAGGAGAGAGAAGAAAAAAAAAUGAAGGAAGAGAAAAAUGCUUAUGAAGAGGAAGUGUCACUUCCUGCCUUGUGACCACACACUUGGGUUGACAAAGUUCUGCAAAUCAGAAAGGCGUUUCUGGUCACCGGCCAGUACCGCUGACGACGGUUUUAAUACAAGACCUGUUGCCUUAAAGCAAUAAAAAAUGGCCCGGGGAUCAGUGUCCGAUGAAGAAAUGAUGGAGCUCAGGGAAGCUUUUGCCAAAAUUGAUACUGAAGGGAACGGGUACAUCGGCUGCAAUGAGCUGAACGACUUGUUCAAGGCUGCUUGCUUACCUCUGCCUGGGUACAGAGUGAGAGAAAUCACAGAAAACCUGAUGACUACAGGGGACCUGGGCCAGCACGGGAAGAUCACCUUUGAUGAGUUUAUGAAGGUUUUCCAUGGCCUCAAAAGCACAGAGGUUGCCAAGACCUUUAGAAAAGCAAUCAAUAAGAAGGAAGGGAUUUGUGCAAUCGGUGGUACCUCAGAGCAGUCCACCGCGGGCACCCAACACUCCUAUUCGGAGGAAGAGAAGUACGCCUUCGUUAACUGGAUAAACAAAGCCCUGGAAAACGACCCCGACUGCCGGCACGUCAUCCCCAUGGACCCGAACACGAACGACCUCUUCAGCGCUGUCGGCGAUGGCAUCGUCCUUUGUAAAAUGAUCAACCUCUCAGUGCCUGACACAAUUGACGAAAGAACAAUCAACAAAAAGAAACUCACCCCCUUCACCAUCCAGGAGAACUUGAACUUGGCUCUGAACUCAGCCUCCGCCAUCGGGUGCCACGUGGUCAACAUCGGGGCUGAGGACCUAAAGGAGGGGAAGCCUUACCUGGUUCUGGGACUUUUGUGGCAAGUCAUCAAGAUUGGGUUGUUUGCCGACAUCGAACUCAGCAGAAAUGAAGCCCUGAUUGCCCUUCUGCGAGAGGGGGAGAGCCUGGAGGACCUGAUGAAGCUCUCCCCCGAGGAGCUCCUGCUGAGAUGGGCCAACUACCACCUGGAAAACGCGGGCUGCGGCAAGAUCACCAACUUCAGUACGGACAUCAAGGACUCCAAAGCUUACUACCACCUGCUGGAACAGGUGGCUCCCAAAGGGGACGAGGAAGGGAUCCCCGCGGUUGUGAUUGACAUGUCGGGACUCAGGGAGAAGGAUGACCUCCAGAGAGCAGAGUGCAUGCUGCAGCAGGCGGAGAGGCUGGGCUGCCGGCAGUUCGUCACAGCCACAGACGUCGUCCGAGGGAACCCCAAGUUGAACUUGGCUUUCAUUGCCAACCUCUUUAACAGAUACCCUGCCCUGCACAAACCAGAGAACCAGGACAUCGACUGGGGAGCCCUGGAAGGUGAGACGAGAGAAGAGAGGACAUUUAGGAACUGGAUGAACUCCCUGGGCGUUAACCCUCGCGUCAAUCACUUGUACAGUGACUUAUCGGACGCCCUGGUCAUCUUCCAGCUGUAUGAAAAGAUUAAAGUCCCUGUGGACUGGAGCAGGGUGAACAAACCACCGUACCCCAAACUGGGGGGCAACAUGAAGAAGCUUGAGAACUGUAACUACGCCGUGGAGCUGGGGAAGAAUCAAGCUAAGUUCUCCCUGGUUGGCAUCGCUGGGCAGGAUCUCAACGAAGGCAACCGCACGCUGACCUUGGCCUUGAUUUGGCAGUUAAUGAGAAGGUACACACUGAAUAUUCUGGAAGAAAUUGGAGGUGGGCAGAAGGUCAAUGAUGACAUCAUCGUCAGCUGGGUCAAUGACACACUGAAGGAGGCAGGGAAGUGUUCGUCCAUCUCCAGCUUCAAGGACCCGAAGAUCAGCACGAGCUUGCCUGUUCUGGAUCUCAUCGAUGCCAUUCAGCCAGGCUCCAUUAACUAUGACCUUCUGAAGACAGACAACCUGAACGAUGACGAGAGACUCAACAAUGCAAAGUACGCCAUCUCCAUGGCCCGGAAGAUCGGAGCGAGAGUGUACGCCCUGCCGGAAGACCUGGUGGAAGUGAACCCCAAAAUGGUCAUGACGGUGUUUGCCUGCCUCAUGGGGAAAGGAAUGCGGAGGGUGUAAGGCCCAGCGGGGCGGGGCUGGAGGCGCGAUGCUGGCCGCUUCACGCCCCGAGCUCGCCGGGAGGAAGGAGACGAUCAAAGCCAUUCCAAAGCUUUUGCCGCGGUGACAUUACCCAAGAUUCCAGAGUGGAUAUUGUCUGUUCGCCCAGGUAGCCUCUCCUGUAUUUAACAAGUGCUUCCUUCUUUGCAACAGACCCCAUCUCUUACAAAUAUUUUUUUACCACUGAACCUAUUGCUUUUUCGAAAAUCUGGAGGGGGAAAAAAAAAAUACCCUGCUUCUCGCCAUUAGUCAAGUAUAGAAGCUGCAUUGUUAUUCAUUUUAACGGGCUCUUCCAAACCAGCCCACCGUGGCUGCAUUUUUGUUUUAAGGUGAGCUUCAGCCUGGUCCUAAAGCUUGGUUCUAGAGGCCACCACUGGAUCUGUGACAAGCCUCUCCUUCUGUCCCCUUCUUCUACACUCUGUGUCCCUGGGACCUUGCUCUCCACGCCCCGAGCCCCGAGCCCUGCCCUCUCUCGGACCCGCCUCUGUAGGCCACCCUGUCUCCAGGCCAUUUGGAGCGUCUGACAAAUCCGUCAGACUCUCGGAGUCCCAGGAGUCUCUGGUAACCUGCAGAGGAGGAAGACUCAUCAUCAGAGCUUGUCCUCAGAACUAGGGUCCCAUUUGUUAUCCGUUUUUGGUUUUUUCAGCCAACAGGAAGCCUCUGUUUUUAACGCUAGGAUCAGGGCUCAGACCAGACCUAACACCUUCAAUACUGUGCCUUCAGAUAGACUCUUGGUUAGAUCCGAGGAGGAUGCAAUUGGGGAGCAAACCACCAGGGGGCAGCGUGGAGCCAUAGCAAAGCCUCUGUCCUUUGGUGCUGCCUCUCCAGGUACUGAGCCCCGCCUGUUAGACCUCCUUCUUGGGGCUCAGGGUCUUGUGAGCAGGAACAACCCUGCACUGCUUUCCUGUGCUCUUAGUCUUAGCGUGUCUGAUUGCUGCCAGGCCAUGUUACCAAUGUUUACUUUUUUGAUACUGUAGAAGCUUUUUGCCACCCCCGAGCUCCCAGGGGACAACAUAUGCCAAUCACCGGAGUCCCAGCCCACCCCCCAGGCCCCCUCACGCUUACCUAGCCGUACUCAGCAGAUGUCAAGCUGGGUAAGAACUGGCUGAGUUGCUUUACGAAGAGCUAGUUUACUGGAUAUUUAAAGAAUUCCAAAACAAAACCCGAGAAGCAGCAAACCGAAUACACUGAACAAUUUCCGUGAAAACCUACUGAACCCUAAAAAGUAGCAGCACAUUGUGAACCAACACUAGACACUCCAUAGCACUGGAAGGGCUCAUCAGUGAGGUGUCUUCUUGUGGGGGGGGGGGGAGCCGGGGAGGGCGUCAUGGAACCUGGCCACCUUUCAAAGCAAUUGAAAGGCAGAACCCUGGACCUGCUCCUUGUCAGUGGGCUCCGGAAGCCAGUGUGUGGCUUGGGUAGCAUCGGAAUGCAAAGUCAUUAGCUUUGUCUCAUGCGACACUCACGUGGCCUCAGAAGAUUCUCUUCCAUCUGCCUCCAAAAAGAAUGUUACUGCCUUAAUGUUCGAAAUCUGCCCAAAUAAAAUGUUC
Pteronotus mesoamericanus is the source of this 3705-nucleotide messenger RNA. RefSeq names its product lymphocyte cytosolic protein 1 (gene LCP1). Gene Ontology annotation, cellular component: cytoplasm; actin filament bundle; actin filament. Lineage: Eukaryota; Metazoa; Chordata; Mammalia; Chiroptera; Mormoopidae. The transcript has 17 exons. Gene Ontology annotation, biological process: actin filament network formation; actin filament bundle assembly. Bases 233 to 2116 code for a protein of 627 amino acids. Gene Ontology annotation, molecular function: actin filament binding; calcium ion binding. The record is from RefSeq and is a predicted model, not a curated record.